This is a messenger RNA of Bicyclus anynana (squinting bush brown), 2913 nucleotides long. RefSeq lists its product as uncharacterized. The coding region runs from base 101 to 2041 and encodes 646 amino acids. The transcript is spliced from 4 exons. The record is from RefSeq and is a predicted model, not a curated record. NCBI's taxonomy places the organism in Eukaryota, Metazoa, Arthropoda, Insecta, Lepidoptera, Nymphalidae.
UUGAAAGGCAUUGUAGAGGAGAAGUCCUAAGCGUUGGAUUAGGACAUAAAUUUAUCUAACAAGCUUUUACUUUUUUUUUCAGUAAAUAACAACGUGAAUAAUGGUUUACAAUUCAAAACGCUUACGAUUAAUUUUAUAUUUAUUUAUCACUGUAUUACCGUUUUACUACAUUAUAAGUAUCAACUUGUAUGCCAAAAAACCCGCAUUAGAAAUAUUGUAUCAAAAUGACUCUACAGAAUUUAUGGACAUCAAUUUAACUACAUUAAAAUAUUACAUUGAAGAACAAGUAAACGAAAACUACUUAAUCAGAACUCCUGGGUGCACAAUACCAGACUAUUCUAAAACGUAUAAAAUAGUAGAAGCAAAAUAUGACAAAGCAAGAAGUACAUGCGGAACCCGAGCAGUACUUAUUGAGAAAAUAUCUAAUGAAGAAAUCGUAUUUUUGAUCGACGAAAAGAAAAUGAAGCCUUACACGAAGGGGAAAAAAUAUUCCUGUUGUUAUCAGUUUGGUUAUCCGGCUAUCGUGUCUGGAGAAGAAGACUAUACGCAAGUGAGAUAUACAAACUGUACAAAUUUUAAACAUAAAACCAAGGGCGAAUUAAAAACUGAACUCAUAACCGUUACCUGUGCACUAGACUCAUCAAAAAAACGUGCAAUUUAUGAAGAUGCAUAUAUAAUACUCAAGAAGUUAAACAAAGAGCCCACCGAGGAGCAGAAAACAAAAAAGCCUUGGAACGUUUUAGUACUGGGAUUGGAUACGGUAUCGAGAGCGCGAGUUUACAGUAGCUUGCCGAAAACUCUAAAAUAUAUGUUAACAAACAAUUGGUUAGACUUCCGAGCUUACCAAAAGGUGGGCUACAAUACAUUUCCAAAUGUGGUAUCUUUAUUAACGGGCGCGAAACUGUCCACUAUAUACAGAACCUGUUCGCCAGGUAUGGAUCAAUGCAACCAUCUGAUGAUGUGGACGGAUUUUAAAAAUAAUGGUUUCAAAACAGCCACUGGGGAGGAAGAUCUGCAACUUCCAGACACAUUCGCUAAACUGGGAUACAAGUCUUCACCUACUGACCAUUACAUGCGACCGCUUUUUGUGACAGGUGAAAAAAGGCGCGGCAACAUUAUAUGUACCAAAAUGAAGCCAUCCGGAAAGAACAUCAUCGAUUACGCAUCUACUUUCGCAGAAACUUAUAAGGAUGAGAACUUUUUUGGAUUUUUUUGGUCAAACUCUUACAGUCACAAUUUAGAAAACAUACUAACACUUAUUGAUAAUGACUUAGUAAACUUAUUUACAAAACUGAAUGAUACCGGCGUCUUGAACAAUACGUUUAUAUAUUUUUUAAGCGACCACGGUUUCAGAAGCAGUACUUUGAGAGUGCCAUAUGAAUCGUAUUACGACGAAAGACUGCCCAUGUUCUUUAUGUGGGUACCUACAGAGUUUCGUGAAAGUAGACCCCAAGAGUACAAUAAUUUAAAAAUCAACCAAAACAGAUUGAUAACACCAUACGACGUGUAUCUCACAUUCCAUCACACUAUAACAAUCAGUGAUUCUCAGCCAUUUCUGGAAAAAAAAUCGGAAGCCUGUCCAAAUUGUACGAGCAUUUUCAACAAUAUUAGCAUUGACAGAACAUGCGAAGACGCCGGCGUCGACGAGAAGUGGUGUUCCUGUCACGAGUUGGUCGAAAUCAGUCAAAAGAACAGUGACGUCAUACAAGCGACGAACUUAGCAGUAGCUAGAAUACAAGACAAAGUUAGCAAAGUGAAGACUACUCACUGUAUGAAAUGUGAAAUGUUAAAAUUGAAAAGCAUUCUACGAAGUCACACAUACCGUGACGAAUAUCGCAACAAUACUUAUUACGUUAUAGCGUUUGUUAUGUCUCCAGCAGACGUUGCAUACGAAAUUAAAGCUGUAAAGCAUAAUGAGACAUUUACGUUGUACUCGGAGAACACAAUAUCCGUCUAUAACGUCAGGGGCAGGUGUGCUAUUGUACAAAAUGAACGCGCCUACUGUGUGUGUUCGCCUAGUUGUAAAAGUCAUACCAACUAAAUAAAUUAUCGCCUAAGUAUUUAUUAAUAUAAAAAAACAUCAUUUUAUUUCCUUUCAAUCUACCUAUAUGAGUUUUCCUUUUUUUUGGAAACUUUUAACCGGCCGUAAUUUGUAAAAUUAUAAGGCAGCAUUUGUUUGCUUUAUUACGGAGGGUCGAGGAGAGCUUAAGUAAAUCUAAGUUUUUGGGAUCCUAACCCCUAAUAAUUAGCUGCUAUGUUCAAAAAAGGGGGAAAUCGUAUUUUCGCUCUAAUGACCAAAAUAUACAACUCACAAAAAAAAUAAGAAUACAGGCAAUACCUUUAAAGACAUGUUUUGUAUAAAAUUGAAUUAUCUGCAAUUUUAACUACUAUACGGCUUUGGAUAACGAGGACCUGGGUUCGAAUCCUGGGUCGGAUCAUUAAACAUUUACAGUUUUCUUUCUUCUAAGGUAAAUUUAGUAAUAAAUAUUAGCAUGGAGUUGGUAAAAGUUCGUGGUGUUACAUCCCGAUAAACCGACAGACCCGAUUAUUAUCAUUACUAUCUGAUAGAGAAUAGUUUACACAUAUCAAAUUUAAUAUAUCAUUAUCAACCCGUAUCCAGCUGACUGCUGAGCACGAAUCUCCUCUCAGAAUGAGAGUGGUUAGGCCAAUAGUCCACGCUGGGCCAAUGCGAAUUGGCAGACUUCACACACCUAGAGAAUUAAGAAAAUUAAUCAUCAUCAUCAUCAUCAUCAUCAUCAUCAUCAUCAUAUCAUCAUCAUCAUCAUCAUGUGUAUGCGGCAUAGACAGUUAAAAUAUAGUGUCAUUAGUAGUAGUAGUCAUUAUUAAAAUCUAUACAUAUUAUAAAUGCAAAAGGAAAUCUCUGUCUGAGACAUCUUCACGAGUAAGCCGAUU